Messenger RNA from Darwinula stevensoni, 878 nucleotides. The record is from the annotation of a GenBank genome assembly. NCBI's taxonomy places the organism in Eukaryota, Metazoa, Arthropoda, Ostracoda, Podocopida, Darwinulidae.
UCUUCCACUUUACAGAGACAACUGCUACAAGUACAACUACUGCGCAAGAGGAUGCUUGUAAAAUAGAUACGAAUCCCUUUGCCACUGGGUGCAAUAUGACUUUGAUGGAGAUUUGUGAAAUUGUUUGCGGUUUUCUGAAAUGUGUUUGUCCACCUGGUUAUGCAAGAUCACAAGAUAACGAUCCGUGUAAAGAAAUCGCGACACAUUCCGCAGAAAUGCUUCUCUCAGGGAACUUCACCGAUGAGUUUAACAAUGAAGAUCCUCGUUGCGAACCUCCUGGAUCGGAGAUCGAACUCGUGACUACUUUCAUGAAGAGCGUUAUGCUGGAAGCGGCGGAUAUCGCAUUUGCAGACCAGCCUGGACUGUACAUGGACACGGACAUCAUGACAAUGACGGUCCUCUCCUCUCGAACCCAAAAUAGAGCUGGAGACACUCAACUGAGAAUGGAGGGAACCAUGCGAUUCCCCAGAGAGGCAUAUGAUAACGACGUUUUGAACGGAGGGAAUCCAGCAGAGAAAAUGAAUGAAACGUUAAAUUCCAAUUGGGCUUACAUUUUAUCCUGUCUGGAAGAUCUAAUACCGGAUUUCCUCGGGAAUAAUCCAUCCCUGGAUUUCAACUUCAGCUCGAAUCCUCAAGUUAUCCCCUGUGAAAAUAACACGUGUCAUAGUGAUGCCAAUUGCAAUGAAAACGCGGAGGGACAUCCUCCUUUGUGCAACUGCAAUACAGGUUUUGAGGAUCUCAACCCCAAUUUCUCUGGCCGAGCAUGUGCAACCAUGGCUCCGAUCGAACGAGCAACUCUUCGCCCCAUCGUCUACGACGAGUUCCUCCAAGGACACUCUGCGAGAGCCGCCGCGGACAACUUUUUGCUACCCUCAUCU